Messenger RNA from Penicillium brasilianum, 1461 nucleotides. The record is from the annotation of a GenBank genome assembly. NCBI's taxonomy places the organism in Eukaryota, Fungi, Ascomycota, Eurotiomycetes, Eurotiales, Aspergillaceae.
AUGGAGAAAAAAGAUCAUGAGUUCGCAGCUAAACUCGAGUUGCCCGAGGACUGUGCCUUGGGUAGUGUGACCGACGAUGACAAGAGACUCCUUCGCAAGAUCGAUCGGAAAAUCCUCCCGAUCAUGUUCUUGACCUAUUUUCUGCAGAUGAUUGACAAGAUCUCCAUCAAUUAUGCAAACGUGAUGGGCCUCCAGACCGACUUGGGCAUGCACGGCAAUGACUUUUCCUGGCUAGCAACGGCCUUUUUCAUCGCCUACGCCGUGGCAGAAAUUCCCCAGGGUGCUCUGUUGCAGAGAUUUCCCGUGUCCAAGGUUCUCGGGGCCAAUGUGUUCUGCUGGGGCAUCAUUCUGUGCUGUUCAUCGGCGGUCCAGAACUUUUCUGGCAUGUUGGCACUUCGCAUUCUCCUGGGUCUCAUGGAAGCCGUCAUCGCUCCUUCACUCACAAUGUACACUUCCAUGUGGUACACGAGAGCGGAAUCGACCCCGCGCUAUGGCUUCUGGUACUGCGGACUCGGCGUUGGGCAGAUCAUCGGAGGUCUUAUCUCGUUCGCUGCUCAGCACGCGCCAGCGAGUCUCUCAUUCGGCGGAUGGCGCAUCAUGUUCGUUGUGAUCGGUGCAGUCAACAUCGCAGUCUCAUUUCUCGUUCUUUUCGUUCUUCCGGAAACCCCCACAAAGGCCAAAUUCCUCACCGAGGCUGAGAAACAGCGAGUGUUUGAAAGAUUGAACCAGGAUCAAGCUGGUGUGGGUGAAAAGGUGUUCCGCUGGCGAUCCGUCCUCGAAGCCUUGGCCGACUUGCAGACAUGGCUAUUGGUCUUGCUCACGAUUCUGAUUACCAUUCCCAGUGGUGUCAUUACCACCUUCUCGUCGAUUCUUAUCAAAGGAUUCGGCUAUGAUUCCAAGCAAAGCGCCUUGCUGAAUAUGCCCUCGGGUAUUGUCAGUAUUGUGUCGACCAUGGUCUCCACCUAUGCAAUUGCCAAAGGAUUUUCGCGAUGGCUGGCGAUCGAUCUUCUCUUGCUUCCGACUCUUGCUGGGUCGUGCCUCAUGUCUUUUCUUCCGGCGUCAAACAAGGGAGGUUGUUUGGCAGGGAUUUAUUUAGUCAACACGACGGUCGCUCCCUUAGCAUUGAUCUAUGCGUGGACUGGUGCAAACUUCAAGGGCUACACGAUGAAAGUUUCCGGUGCUGCAAUUAUUUCCGCCGGAUUCAGUAUUGCAAAUAUCAUUGGCCCACAGACGUUCCAAGCGAAAGAUGCUCCUCGAUAUAUCCCUGCCAAAAUUACUCUAGUGGCAGUGAACGCGGCGGCGAUCGUGAUCUCCACUUCUCUGCGACUUAUGUAUGGGAGACGCAAUAAGCGGGCUGAUCAGCUUGGUGUGCCAGCACGUAGUUCCAUGGAGGCAAAAAUGGCCAAUAAAGAUGGUGUGCAGGAUGUUCAUGAUGAUGAAAACUUCCGCUACGUGUAUUAA